Molecule: messenger RNA, 3082 nt
Organism: Ostrinia furnacalis (Asian corn borer)
Lineage: Eukaryota; Metazoa; Arthropoda; Insecta; Lepidoptera; Crambidae
Gene: ArgRS
Product: arginine--tRNA ligase-like protein
Exons: 1
Coding region: 113-2164 (683 amino acids)
Biological process (GO): arginyl-tRNA aminoacylation
Cellular component (GO): cytoplasm
Molecular function (GO): arginine-tRNA ligase activity; ATP binding
Source: RefSeq, a predicted model, not a curated record
UCAACUGUCAUCAACGUGCGGUGAAAAAAUAACCUUACUUUGAUCUCUCCGUGUGUUAUUAAUUUAAAUUUAAGAAUAAAUAAAAGUAUUACCGAUUGAUAUAGGGUCAAAAAUGUCUGACUCAGAUCACAAAAAAUUGGAAGAAAGAACCAGUAAGGCCGAAAGGGAAGCGAAGUUGAUCGAAGAUGAAUUGGAAAAGCUCGCCAGUGGUGAUCUAAGUUUUGUGAAUGAUCCUCGUUUAGAAAAGUUGAUGACCGACAAUGAAAAACUAAAGCAUCGAUUGGAGAUUCUGGAAAAUGCCAUCAAAGCUACAAGUUCUUCUAGCGGUAAAGCUGCUAAGCCAAUUACUAGAAAACGACCAACACUUGUGACUGACAUCUCGUCUGUCGAAGGAAACGUGUGUAUUGUUGAUGAACUGAAAAAUGUGUUUUCUCUUGGCAUUUUGUCUGCAUACCCCGACUUAGAAGACCCGCCAGUAGUCAUCACCUUGUCCAGCAAUAAUCCCAAAUUUGGAGACUACCAAUGCAACUCUGCGAUGCCUAUCUCUCAGUUGCUAAAAGCGAAAAAUGUCAAAACGAACCCAAGAGAGGUAGCAAAUAAUAUUUUAAACAAAACUCCAUCAUCCCCACUGAUUGAGAGGGUUGAGGUGGCAGGCGCUGGAUUCUUGAACAUCUACCUCAAUAAGGCAUUUGUGGAACAUGUACUUAAUUGUGUUCUCAGGUUUGGUAUCAAACCACCUCCAGUGAAGAGAGAAAGGGUCAUUGUUGAUUUCUCCUCACCUAAUAUUGCUAAGGAGAUGCAUGUAGGGCAUUUGCGAUCAACAAUCAUUGGAGAAAGCGUCUGCCGUGUACUUGAAUUCUUAAACCAUGAUGUACUGAGAAUUAACCACUUAGGAGAUUGGGGUACUCAGUUUGGAAUGCUGAUUGCCCAUUUGCAAGACAAAUUCCCAAACUUCAAGACCCAUUCUCCACCAAUUUCAGAUUUACAAGCUUUUUACAAGGAAUCUAAGAAAAGAUUUGAUGAAGAUGAAGAGUUUAAGAAGAGAGCUUAUGCUUGUGUGGUUCAGCUACAAUCUGGCCAGCCCGACUACAUUGCUGCCUGGAAGUUAAUAUGUGAAGUCUCUCGUAGAGAAUUCCAAAAGAUUUAUGACAGGCUUGAUAUUAAAAUUAUUGAUCGAGGUGAAUCUUUCUACCAGAGCAGGAUGGAUGUUGUUGUGAAGGAGCUCAAAGAUAAAGGCUUACUAGAAGAAGAUGAGGGGCGAUUGAUUAUGUGGGGAAAUGCAGAAAAGCAUGAUGGAAUUCCUUUAACUGUGGUCAAGUCUGAUGGUGGUUACACCUAUGACACUUCAGAUAUGGCAACUAUAAAGCAACGUGUUGAAGAAGAGAAAGGAGACAGGUUCAUUUAUGUCACGGAUGCUGGACAGGCCACUCAUUUUGUAGUUAUUGACGCUUGCGCCCGACGAGCUGGGAUUCUCAAGGAAGGUCAAAAUGUUGAGCAUGUUGGCUUUGGUGUUGUUUUGGGUGAAGACAAGAAAAAGUUCAAAACUAGAUCUGGAGAUACAAUUAAACUAAUUGAUUUACUUGAUGAGGGGUUGAAGAGGUCCCUUGAUAAAUUAGUUGAAAAGGGAAGAGAUAAGGUUUUGACUCCAGAGGAACUGAAGAAAGCUCAGGAAGCAGUUGCCUAUGGAUGCAUCAAAUAUGCAGAUUUGUCCCAUAACAGGGUCAAUGACUAUGUAUUCUCAUUUGAUAAAAUGUUAGAUGAUAAGGGCAACACAGCAGUGUAUUUACUGUAUGCCCUGACCCGUAUCAGAUCUAUUGCUAGGACUGCUCAGAUUUCAAUAGAACAAUUGUUGGAGGAAGCUCAAAAGACAGGCUUCAAAUUCAGCCAUGAAGCUGAAUGGAAGCUUGGAAAAGUCCUUUUGAGAUUCCCUGAAGUUAUACUUAAAGUAGCCAAUGACUUAUACUUGCAUAGUUUGUGUGAAUAUCUUUAUGAGAUAUCAUCUACAUUCACAGAGUUUUAUGACAAAUGUUACUGUGUAGAAAAAGACAAAGAGGGAAAGAUUGUUAAAAUAAUCUAUGAGAGAUUGAUGCUUUGUGAAGUCACUGCUAGAAUCAUGGAGAAGUGCUUAGAUAUACUUGGUAUUAAAACAGUUUCUAAAAUGUAAAUGGCAGAAGUGAAAGUAUUAACUACAUAAGCAGACUAUUUGGUAUUUACCAUAUUAUACUAUUUAAGUAUAUCACAAUAUUUAUGAUCAUACUAAUAUUUAAGAAUUUGCGACACUAACUGUUUUCUAAAAGAAAUAAAAUACUAGUAAAAUUAAUUUGUAUACUUUUAUUGAGUUUCCAAAAACCUCUACAAAACUAUAUCAGGGUCCAUUAUCAAAGGUAACAUUCAUGAAAUAACUAUUUAUCUGUUUAGAAAAUUAUUUAGAACAUUCACUGGAUACACAAUUACAAAGAUUCUGACGAUUGUAUUUAUUAGCUUACGAUCUAAUGUUACAUUAAAAUACCAUAUAGACAACAAGUUAAAAUGUUUUUCUAUUAAUCUUGUUUUAUUAAAAUUCCAUAGCCAGAUUCCACUAUUAUUAUUAUUUAAAAUUCAAUUAAUAAGUUAUGCCAGAUUCAUUACAUCUUACAGACCUAUGUAAAUAUUUUUCACUACUUGAACAUACAUUACACAACAAAUAUUAUAUCACAUUAUCAUAACUAGGUAUUAUUCAAGUGAAAACUAUGAUACUUAGCACGGUGGGAGCAUAAUGAGAAGGUAGUAAUACAUCAGUAAGUUCCUAGCUCUACGUAUGUAGAUUUUAAAAUUAUGUUUGGGAAUAACAAAAAGACAUCGCAAUUAUUUAGUGUUCUUUUAUUGAAGUUGUUAAAGUGGAGGAAAAAUGUGAAGCCCUUAUACAGAUACUGACCAUCAGACUUGGAGCAUCACCAUUGUGGAACUAAAAUACUUCAAGUUUUAAGGUUAUUUUUGUAUACCUACAUACAUUUUUUUUUUCAAUAUGAAUUCCAUGUCCGAAAAAUUUAUGCAAGCCUCGUUGGCUAACAUCUUGAUCUAACAAUCGAUUAUGUUUCUACGU